Nelumbo nucifera (sacred lotus) is the source of this 3186-nucleotide messenger RNA. Its product is annotated as leucine-rich repeat receptor protein kinase HPCA1-like. The record is from RefSeq and is a predicted model, not a curated record. NCBI's taxonomy places the organism in Eukaryota, Viridiplantae, Streptophyta, Magnoliopsida, Proteales, Nelumbonaceae. Gene Ontology annotation, molecular function: protein kinase activity; protein binding; ATP binding. Gene Ontology annotation, biological process: protein phosphorylation.
CAUAAGUUAUUAUAAACUAAACCACUUUUAGAGAUUAAUAUUGGAUGGUCCUUUGAAAGAAAACAACACCCAAAUCGGAGAAAGACAUUGCAUUCCUGCAGAUUGGCUUCUGAAUUCAAAAAGAGGACGACGAAGGAACAUAGAAAGGCUGGACUAGCUUCUUGUUCAUUAGAUAAUAUGAAACCAGCUGCUCCACCCAAAUCAGAAAUCUUUUAUGUUAGCAUCAGAGAAAGAAAGAUGGAGGGUUUGGGUUACUUCUUGCAAAGCAAUACCAUCAUCAUGAGAUGGAUUCGGUGGAUUCUGUUUCUAGUUGCAGGUCUUCAUGUCGCCUCUGCUUCCACAGAUACCGAAGAUGUUGCAGCACUGCGAUCUCUUAUGUCUCACUGGCAGAACAUUCCACCAAGUUGGGGCAAGACAGAUGAUCCUUGUGGAACACCAUGGGAAGGAGUCAGUUGCAGAAAUUCCAGGAUCACUGCAUUGAGUUUGUCUACCAUGGGCUUAAAAGGUACACUAAGCGGUGACAUUGGUCAAUUCACUGAAUUGACAACCCUGGACCUCUCAUACAACAAGGAACUCACUGGUCCCCUGUCACCACGGAUUGGAGAUCUUCAAAAGCUUAACAUUUUGAUCCUAGCUGGUUGUGGCUUCACUGGUACUAUCCCAACAGAAAUAGGCAACCUAGCAAAACUCACCUUCUUGGCUCUUAAUUCAAACAACUUCAUUGGUGGUAUACCUCCUUCCUUGGGUAGCCUUUCCCAACUUUAUUGGCUGGACCUUGCAGAUAAUCAAUUAACAGGGUCUUUGCCCGUCUCUGACAACAAUUCUCCGGGCUUGGAUCUUCUUCUCAAAGCAAAACAUUUCCAUUUCAACAAAAACAAACUAUCAGGUGCCAUUCCAUCUAAGCUAUUCAGUUCUGAGAUGGUACUAAUACAUGUGCUAUUUGAUGGAAAUCAAUUAAAUGGGAGUAUACCUUCCACAUUGGGUCUUGUUAAGACCCUUGAGGCUCUCCGGCUUGAUAGAAAUUCUCUUACCGGGCCAGUUCCAUCUAACCUCAACAACCUUACCAGCCUCAAUGAAUUGAAUUUAGCAUACAAUAAACUGACUGGCUCAGUACCUGACCUAAGUGGAAUGGGUUCCCUCAAUUAUGUGGACUUGAGCAAUAACACAUUCGACAAAGCAGAAGCUCCAAGGUGGUUCUCAACCAUUGGAUCCUUAACCACUUUAGUUAUGGAGUAUGGACAACUUGAGGGGUCAGUGCCAUCAAAUCUCUUUAGCCUCCCUCAAAUACAACAAGUGAAACUGAGAAAUAAUGCAUUCAAUAACACACUAGACAUGGGUAACAACAUUGGCCAACAACUGCAGUUCGUUGAUCUACAAAACAACAAUAUUCAAUCAGUAAAUCGCUCUGGAUACUCAAACACUCUAAUACUUGUUGGAAAUCCAGUAUGUACAAUUACCACGAAUGAUAACUACUGCCAGCUUCGAGGAACAGGACAGGCUUAUUCCACUGACUUGACUAUCUGUAGCUCCAAGUCAUGUCCCCCACAACAAAGUGUGAACCCUCAGAGUUGUGAUUGUGCCUAUCCAUACACAGGGAUUUUAAUUUUCAGAGCACCUACCUUCCGAGAAUUGUCCAAUGCCGCUAUGUUUCAUUCACUAGAAAUGAGCCUUUGGGUAAACCUUAGCCUUGCGCCUGGUUCAGUUUCCCUCCAAAGCAUCUUCUUCAACAAGGAUGACUAUCUACAGAUGCAAUUGGAACUCUUCCCGUCAAAUGGAAAGUACUUUAACAGGACAGAGGUUCAAAGGAUUGGGUUUUAUUUGAGCAACCAAGUUUAUAAACCUUCAGAUAUAUUUGGGCCAUACUUAUUUAAUGCAUUUUUUUACCCUUUCCCAGAUGGAAGUCAAGGAACUUCACUAAGCUCAGGUGCCAUUGCUGGAAUAGCAAUUUCUUGUGUUGCUUUGGUCUUCUUACUCAUGGGUGUGGGAAUCUAUGCCAUUCGGCAAAAGAAACGUGCAGACAAAGCUACUGAAUUGAGUAAACCAUUUGCAUCAUUGUUUCAAAUGAAUAGUGAUAAUGGUGGUGCACCAAAAUUAAAAGGAGCUAGAUUGUUUUCUUAUGAUGAACUCAGAGCGUGCACCAGCAAUUUCUCAGAAAGCAAUGAAAUUGGAUCUGGGGGCUAUGGCAAGGUUUAUAAAGGAAUUAUCUCUAGUGGGCAAGUGGUAGCAAUUAAAAGAGCAACACAAGGUUCAAUGCAGGGUGGGCAUGAAUUUAGAAAUGAAAUUGAGUUGCUUUCACGGGUUCAUCACAAAAAUCUGGUGAACCUGGUAGGCUUUUGUUUAGAGCAAAAAGAGCAGAUGCUGGUCUAUGAAUUCAUUCCUAAUGGGACGCUUUGGGAGAGUUUGUCUGGGAGAUCAGGAAUUCACCUAGAUUGGAAGAGGAGACUCCAAAUUGCUCUAGACUCAGCCAGAGGAUUAUCGUAUCUUCAUGAACAUGCUAAUCCCCCCAUAAUUCAUAGAGAUGUUAAGUCGAGUAAUAUUCUAUUGGAUGAAAAUUUAGUUGCAAAGGUUUCAGAUUUUGGACUGUCCAAGCUGAUAUCAGACAUUUCUAAGGGGCAUGUUUCCACCCAAGUUAAAGGAACAGUGGGAUACCUAGACCCUGAGUAUUACAUGACUCAACAAUUGACUGAGAAGAGUGAUGUUUACAGCUUUGGCAUAGUAAUGCUUGAACUAGUAACAGCUAAGAAGCCCAUAGAGAAAGGAAAGUAUAUUGUUCGUGAAGUGCGAAUGAUUAUUGAUGAGAAUGACAAAGAGAAUAAUGGAUUGAAGGAGAUUAUUGAUCUGAACAUUAAAAAUGAUGCAAAACUUUUUGGUCUUGUAAGAUUUGUAGAGUUGGCCAUGAGAUGUGUGGAAGAAUCAGCUACAAACCGCCCAACAAUGAGUUAUUUGGUCAAGGAGAUAGAAAGCAUACUACAAAAUGAAGGGCAGAAUACAAAUUCAACCUAUGCAUCCUCAUCUGUGACACACCUUCCUCGACAUCAUAUAGAUGUUCUAUCAGAAGAUGAUUUCAAUAAAAGUGAUGCCUUUGAAUAUAGUGGUGGGUUCAUGUUUCCCGCUAAAAUUGAACCCAUGUAGUUUGUGGUAAUUUUCUACAAUUGCGAGUGGAGCAUGAAAAAUCAUUUAAAUUCA